AUGCAUGGCGUUUAUCCGGCCGCAUUGGCAGCCACUGCAACUGAUUCAAAAUCAGCUGGUGCUAGAGAAGACUUGAAGCCCGAACAAGCUAGAGCACUGACAAUCCUUGCCGCUGGUACAGCUCUACUUAGUGGUGUUUUGUUAGUCGUAUAUUACAGUAAGCGUUGUCAUGUGACACGAGAGGGGUUAAAACCUGGGCAAAGUUUGAAAGCAAAAAAAGGACGCCGAUCAACUUCCAGUUCACUCAGAAAGACGGAUGAAUCAUCGAGGAGGGGAUCAAAGCGGAAGUAAUUAUUCACGAUUAAAAUAAUGAUAAAUAGUCAAGCAUAUCAUAGCAUAGCAUAGCAAGC
Cylicocyclus nassatus is the source of this 350-nucleotide messenger RNA. The record is from the annotation of a GenBank genome assembly. Lineage: Eukaryota; Metazoa; Nematoda; Chromadorea; Rhabditida; Strongylidae.